Dermacentor andersoni is the source of this 1838-nucleotide messenger RNA. Its product is annotated as cathepsin D-like. Gene Ontology annotation, cellular component: lysosome. Gene Ontology annotation, biological process: proteolysis; cell death. The record is from RefSeq and is a predicted model, not a curated record. Gene Ontology annotation, molecular function: aspartic-type endopeptidase activity. NCBI's taxonomy places the organism in Eukaryota, Metazoa, Arthropoda, Arachnida, Ixodida, Ixodidae.
CGGCUAUCUGUGCCGAUCGCGACGUUUGGCUGGCGUAGCGCGUUUGAGUAGGCGGUGCGAACGGGGUGCGAUAACGCUGUCGCGUUCCACUCUUGAAGGCGAAGCUUAAGCGUCCUCCAAUUUUUGCUUUCUCUCAAGUAACGCGGCCGGGAUCAGGCAGCAUUAGAUAUAUGCUCUGGCGUUUUUCUUUUUCUUCUUUUUUUAUCAUUUCAGAAUAGGCAGUUUUUCGCCUUUCCCACGGAAGUCGUCGACAUCGGCUCCUUGUAGCAAUUCGUAGGCUCUCUGUGACGGUCAGCUUGCUGCGAUUUGAGGAGCCUCGCCUUGACGGUCAUUACCGCUUCUUCAGAAUGUGGCGGUUCCUGUCACCUCGAAGGGACCUUUUUUCUUUAGCCGUCAGCAGUCGGCGCCGGGCGCCAGGACACCCGUAAUGUUGUGAACUUUCUGUUUUGAGACAACACCGGUGACAUGAGUGGGGGGCCUUUACACUGUACCACCGACUGCAAAAGUUAUUGUAAGACUGCAGGCUCUAAAUAGUUAAAUUUCGUUACGAAUUCGUCGCUCAGAUAGAAAUUUUGAUGAGAAAUGCGUGGAUCUAUACAACAUACCGGCGCCUUUCGAUUCGACGACUGUUUCAAUGGCAGCGAUUAAAUUUCGUUUUUUUUUUUCUCGAAUACUGUGCUCCGAAAGCUUUUGUGCUUGUGGGUAGAUGUCGAAUGACGUCUUCCACUUCAUGAGUGCCAUUCAGUAAUUCGUGACUUUUGACAUACAGAUGGACUACAUCGGCGAAGUUAAGCUGGGCACGCCAGGUCAAACAUUCCGUAUUAUCUUUGACACGGGCUCCGCUGACUUCUGGGUCCCAUCCGUUCGGUGUACGGAAGGCUGCCAUGAUCGCCGGAAAUACGAUCAUUCGCACUCCAGCUCGCACGUCUCAGACGGUACGGCGGUGUCCAUCAAGUACGGCAGCGGCGAAGUACGCGGUGUGCUCUCCUCCGACACGCUACACCUAGGCAACGGUGCGGUGCCCGCACAGCCAUUCGCCGAAAUCACGCACGCGUCGCAAGGCAUCUUCCGGCCUGGACCGUUCGACGGAGAGAUUGGGCGGGACGUUCCCUUUGACGGCAUUAUCGGGCUCGCCUACCCUAAGGUGUCGUCACUAAAUGUGAAACCGGUGUUCGACGCCAUAAUGGAGCACAAGCUGGUGCCCCAAUCCGUCUUCUCCUUCUACCUGGGAAGCAGCUCGAGCGGCAGACCCGCCGGCGAGCUUGUACUCGGUGGCAUCAAUCACGAACACUUCAGGGGCAGCAUGCACUACGUGUCGGUCACCAAGAAGCGCCACUGGGAAUUCAAGAUGGACCGGGUUCAAGCUGGAAGCGACAAACGUUUCUGUGUCGGCGGCUGCUGGACUGUAGUUGACUCGGGAUCGUCGUUCAUCGAAGGACCCGGCGAAGAAAUCGACGGGAUCAGCAGAGUGAUUGGUGCCCAGAAGACAGAGCAUGGGAAGUACCUCGUGGAUUGCAAGAAAGUUAGCAAGUUGCCGAAGCUCGUGUUCACCAUUGGCGGCAGACAGCAUAAACUCAAAGGAGCCGACUACAUAGUCAAGUUGCUAGCAUCGGACAACCGAGUGCGAUGCUACGCCGGCUUUGGAACUACAGACGACUAUGGCACGAAGAAGCCCUUGUGGAUCCUGGGUCAAGUUUUCAUGCGGAAAUUCUACACAGUCUUUGACCGAGAUGCCGACAGAAUCGGAUUUGCCGAAGCGCGCUAGAUCCUCCUGCACGCAUUCAUGUGCGUCCCGUGUUCCUCUUCAAAGUCACAUUGCCGUGAGAUGGUGAACACAA